AUGGCUGCUCGUAGGGCAACUAAUUCGGGCAUUGAUAAUUCCCAAGCAAGGAGGGAUUCGCACCACUAACCAAUAACAUCAUUAGAUAAUUGUAAGAAAAAAGAGCUGCCUCCUGGCUUUGCAGAAACUAUCUUGGAGUUAGAGAUUUACUUAGAUAAUGAAUUCAUAGAAAUAGAAAAAGUUAAAGAACUCUUAGAGUUGUAUAUGAUUGGCGUAGAGUAUUAUGAGUCUAUAGGAGAUUAGAGAUUUAUCUACUUCAAUAAGAAAAUGAGCAGUUUAAUGAUGAAACCAAAUGUAAUAGAUGCUAUGUCAAGAGAUGGUGAUAAGCAAAAUGGAAAUCCACAAUAAUAAGCUAAAUCUAAAGAAGAAGCCUUAAGAGAAGCAGAAAUAAAAUAAAAAGAAGAGUAAAUUAGAAAGACAGUGAACUAUUCUCACUAAGACAACGAUGAAAAAGCAAAAGCCAUAGUUAAAAAUGUCUAAUAAGAAAUUAAGUAAAACCAAAAAAUUAUUCAUGAUAGCUUAGAUACCCAAAAGAGAUAAUUAUUUGAGAGGUUGCAAAAUAGAAGAGCUAAAACUUUAACCAAAGCUUCUUCUGUACCUGUUUUAAACGAAUCUAUGAGCUCUGAUAAUGAUGAUACUUGUUCUUCAUAAGAAGGUAGUGCAGUUAUCACCUCAAGGAUAGAUUUCUCCUCGAUUACUAAUGCAAUCAGAGAAGAUGACUAGGAAGAUGAUAAUGAAGAGGAUAUUAAUAAACAAAGACCAAAAGCAUUUAGUAGACUAGACAGAAUAAGAAAAUUUAAAGAAGAGCUCUUGAAUGGUAAAACUAGUCCUACUAAUGAUGAGGGGCGUGUAAACAGAUACAGCUUAUGUAGCAACAGUAAAAGUAGAUCAAAUAGUUAAUCAAUUUAAAUGGGUUAAAGAAACUCUUGCUUUUCAAGAAAAAUAAGAGAGAAAAAAGUCUCUUUUAUUAAGUAAAAGAGAAGAAUUAGAUCUAAAAGUUAAGAAAAUAUUAAUUAGGAAAGUAUGGAAGGAUUUUUACCUCUUACAGUUGAUCAGUUAAAAGAAAUGUAAGAUCAAAUAAAUUUAAGUCUAAAGCAAUUAGCAGUAAAAUAGAUUGAACCUUUCACAGUUAACUUAAGCUUUAAGCAAGUUAUUUAAGAAAAAUAAGAGGAGGAUGAUGAAUAAACAUCCCCUAUUAGGCAGCUUAAAAGACACAGUUGA
Messenger RNA from Tetrahymena thermophila SB210, 1221 nucleotides. RefSeq lists its product as hypothetical. Lineage: Eukaryota; Ciliophora; Oligohymenophorea; Hymenostomatida; Tetrahymenidae. The record is from RefSeq and is a predicted model, not a curated record. The transcript is spliced from 5 exons.